This is a messenger RNA of Cercospora beticola, 576 nucleotides long. RefSeq lists its product as uncharacterized. The record is from RefSeq and is a predicted model, not a curated record. NCBI's taxonomy places the organism in Eukaryota, Fungi, Ascomycota, Dothideomycetes, Mycosphaerellales, Mycosphaerellaceae.
AUGUCGACCACCAAGCCCACGAAGCAAUCUGGGUCGAGUAAAGCCACCAAGCAGAAAGGUGACAAGGACGUAGAAAGUGCAUCAGCCGACCAAACUCCAGAGGAAAAGAAGAAAGAAAUCUGCGAGAAACUGGAAAGCUACUGCCGCGUCUACUGGACCAACAUCAAUAAACGAGAAUGGAAUCUCGACGAGUGGGUCCACAUGGCUCCGAUAUUCACAGCUGACCCAGCCGUCGGCACACUUCCUCAAUUGCAGACUUUGGCCGAUUUUGUUGAGAGCAGAAGACUUCUGGCGCUGGAACACCCAACCUACAGCGUGCGAGAAGUGGAGUUGAGCACGGAGCUGGAUGAACCGAAUGGGCGAGCGGAAUGCUUUUUGGGAUUGGAAGUUUCGGGUGCACCGGAGGGUGUGGUGAGGCAGAAUAUGGGAAUCUUGGAAUUUAUGCGGGAGGAUAAAUUGGCUAUCAAAAUGGGCAUGACGGCUCCACCUGGGGAGGAAGUGCCUGCGGAAGAGUGGCAUUGUGUGGCGUAUAGGAGUUUCAGAGGGCUGGGUGGGAUCAUGGCUGCGGAUUCUUGA